CAAGUCAAAAAACGUCAAAAUUGGCACUCGUUCGUUUACCUUCAUUUACGAUCGUGGAUUUUUCUCUCGAAUUUUGAUAAAUAUUUGUCUCCACGCGUUUGCACGUAUUAAAUCAACUACUGAAGCGCAUCUUGAAAUUACGAGAUAUUAUACAUCGUUUCUCAUUCGUCUUGUGUAAUAUCAAAGUGCAAUAUGUCGUCCGAGACAGCACAAGUUAGUUCCUUACCAUUGCCUCCUAUGCAAUAUAUAAACUUUUACACAGAUGAGAAUGUUCGAAGAAAUAGAGCACCACUGCCACCUCGGCCUAUUCAUGACUCGUAUUCAAUGUUUGGACACACUUUUAACGCGGAUGACACCAUAAUCAGGUCAUUGGAAAGCCAGGGAUUCCGACGAUUAUAUCCUAUGCACUUUGAAAGAAGAAGAGAAUUAAAGAAGUUAAACCAUUCUUUGCUUGUAAAUUUUCUAGAUUUACUAGAUUUGUUGGUUCAUUGUCCGGACUCUCCCAAAAGAGCUGAAAAGGUUGAAGAUCUGAGUUUGUUGUUCAUACACAUUCACCACUUGUUAAAUGAGUUUAGGCCGCACCAAGCUCGUGAAACAUUGAGAGUGAUGAUGGAAUUACAGAAACGCCAACGAGUUGAAACUGCCACAAGGUUCAAGAAACAUUUAGACAAAGUACAAGAUAUAUUGCAAAAUGCGCUGCAGAGUUUACCCGAUCAGAAUGAAAUUGAAGCUAACUUUAAGGUGCCUGUAGAAAUUCUGGAACAAAUGGACUGCAGUACUAAUGAUGUGUCCAAUCAAGAUCCGUGUUAUGAACUUGAUCGCAUCAUGUGUAAUGUUGUUGACAACAUGAGAUAAGAUAUUGAGUUACUUUCUUACUUUUAUGGUAUUAAUUAGCCCGUAAGUUUUAGUAUAUUGUCAUAUUAAUAAAAAAACUAUGAAGAAGUAUCA
Spodoptera frugiperda (fall armyworm) is the source of this 948-nucleotide messenger RNA. RefSeq names its product mediator of RNA polymerase II transcription subunit 7 (gene MED7). The record is from RefSeq and is a predicted model, not a curated record. Gene Ontology annotation, cellular component: mediator complex; core mediator complex. Gene Ontology annotation, molecular function: transcription coregulator activity. The transcript is spliced from 3 exons. Lineage: Eukaryota; Metazoa; Arthropoda; Insecta; Lepidoptera; Noctuidae. Gene Ontology annotation, biological process: regulation of transcription by RNA polymerase II. The coding region runs from base 193 to 855 and encodes 220 amino acids.